Diplodia corticola is the source of this 441-nucleotide messenger RNA. RefSeq names its product c6 zinc finger domain containing protein. Bases 1 to 441 code for a protein of 146 amino acids. The record is from RefSeq and is a predicted model, not a curated record. The transcript has 3 exons. Lineage: Eukaryota; Fungi; Ascomycota; Dothideomycetes; Botryosphaeriales; Botryosphaeriaceae.
AUGGCUGCGAACACGACAAACGGUGCCAACGACAUUGACGCGUCCCCGACCGGCAACCCAUCCGUAAACCCUGACUUCAAAGUCUCCAACAACAGCAGCGCCAUCGCAGAUGAUGAUGACGACCACCACGGGGGUGGCUUGCGCAUGCACGACCCCUUCGGCGGCGACAAGCUGGACAGAAUCGCCGGCGGGGACGACAUGAGUCCCUCGUCGUCGGCCGUUCGCGGCGGCAGCUUCGGUAGCGAAGGGUCGCCUACGCGUGACCGCCGCAUGAGCAAGGAGUGGGACGCGAGCAAAGUCCCGCCGUCGAGAUUCCAGAAGCGCAGCGGAAGCAUUUACUCGACGCCGAGUAGCCGCGACGCACACCUGACGGGAUCCACGUCUGAAAGAGACAAGGGAUAUUGGGAGAAGAUGAAGGAGAAGGGCUGGAUCAAGAAAUAG